Cyprinodon tularosa is the source of this 2495-nucleotide messenger RNA. It is a transcript of the gene exoc7, whose product is annotated as exocyst complex component 7. The transcript is spliced from 22 exons. Gene Ontology annotation, molecular function: phosphatidylinositol-4,5-bisphosphate binding. The record is from RefSeq and is a predicted model, not a curated record. Gene Ontology annotation, biological process: exocytosis. The coding region runs from base 138 to 2324 and encodes 728 amino acids. Gene Ontology annotation, cellular component: exocyst. Lineage: Eukaryota; Metazoa; Chordata; Actinopteri; Cyprinodontiformes; Cyprinodontidae.
CUAACCUACUAUAACUGCUGUCCAAGCUAGCUUACGGCAACUCCUUUAGCUGCUUGAAACAGCAUCUUCUGUUUGUCGAUUUUUAUGCUAUAAACCACCUGGAUCGUUGCCUGUCUUCCGUUGGAGAGCUUCCUUUGAUGGGAAUUAGCUCCAGGAUGAUUCCUACCGAGGAUGCGUCCGCCAGGAAGCGAGAGAUCGAGGAGAAACUGAAGCAGGAACAGGAAACUCUGUCAUUCAUCCGGGAGAACCUGGAGAAGAGCGAUCAGCUGACCAAAGGCAUGGUUUCCAUCCUGUCCUCGUUCGAGAGCCGCCUGAUGCAGCUGGAGAACUCCAUCAUCCCAGUCCACAAGCAGACGGAGAACCUGCAGAGACUGCAGGAGAACGUGGACAAAACUCUUUACUGCUUGGACCACGUCAUCAGUUACUACCAUGUGGCCAAAGACACCGACAGGAUCAUCAGAGAGGGACCUUCAGGCAGGCUUGAUGAGUACCUCGUCUGCAUUGCAAAGAUCCAGAAAGCUGUGGAAUACUUUCAGGACAACAAUCCUGACAGCCCUGAACUCAACACAGUGAAAGCUCGCUUUGAAAAAGGUAAAGAGCUUCUGGAGGCGGAGUUUCGGAGCCUCUUGUCCCGCUAUAGUAAACCCGUUCCCCCCGUCCUGAUCUUGGACGCCAUUACUGUGGAUGAAGAAAUUGAUUUGCAGGAAGAAGUGGUUCUGGAGCACCUGCCUGAAGCUGUGCUGCAGGACAUCAUCUGUAUUUCCAGCUGGCUGGUGGAAUACGGACGCAAUCAGGAUUUCAUGACCGUCUACUUCCAGAUCCGAUCCAGCCAGUUGGAUCGCUCCAUUAAAGGCCUAAAGGAACAUUUCCGCAAGAACAGCGCCUCAUCUGGUAUCCUGUACUCACCGGCCGUCCAAACCAAACGCAAGGACACGCCCACCAAAAAGGCUCCGAAAAGGCCAGUCUACAUCCCAGGGACCAUUCGCAAGGCUCAGAACCUUCUGAAACAGUACUCACAGCAUGGGCUCGAUGGGAAAAAGGGGGGCUCUAACCUGACUCCUUUGGAAGGUUACGAUAAUGACCUCCGGGUCAAACUCCACUCUGAUGCUCUGAACGAGAAGCACGCCGCCACAGGGAAAGAUGAUGUCCUGGACAUUGAGAUCGACUCGUACAUCCACUGCAUCAGUGCCUUUGUUAAGCUGGCUCAGAGCGAGUACGCCCUUCUGACAGAAAUUAUCCCUGAGCAUCACCAAAAGAAGACCUUCGACUCCCUGAUUCAGGAAGCACUGGACAACCUCAUGAUGGAGGGAGACAACAUUGUGUCUGCGGCCCGCCGGGCCAUCAUGCGUCAUGACUACUCGGCAGUGCUCACCAUUUUCCCCAUCCUCAGACACCUGAAGAUGAACAAGUCCGAGUUUGACUCGACGCUGCAGGGAACGGCUGCUAGCACGAAAAACAAGUUGCCUACUCUCAUUACAUCCAUGGAGACAAUUGGAGCCAAAGCGCUGGAGGAGUUUGCAGACAGCAUCAAGAAUGAUCCUGAUAAAGAGUACAACAUGCCCAAAGAUGGAACAGUCCAUGAGCUGACCAGCAACGCCAUCCUGUUUCUGCAGCAGCUGCUCGACUUUCACGAGACAGCCGGAGCCAUGUUGGCAUCCCAAGUUCUGGGGGACACUUACAAUAUCCCUCUAGACCCCCGAGAGACAAGUUCAGCUAGCAGCUCCACCUCAGACUUCAACAAACGGCUCCUGAGCUCCUAUAUCUGUAAAGUUUUGGGAAACCUGCAGUUGAACCUCCUCAGUAAAUCCAAAGUUUACGAGGACUCUGCUCUGAGCGCGAUUUUCCUGCACAACAACUACAACUACAUUCUCAAAUCGCUGGAGAAGUCGGAGCUGAUCCAGUUGGUCAAUGUUACUCAGAGGAAAGCAGAGAAUUCCUACAGAGAGCUGAUGAAACAGCAGAUCGAUGCGUAUCAGCGCAGCUGGCAGAAGGUCCUGGACAACCUGACGGACAGAAACAUGCCUGUUUUCCAACCCGGUGCCAAGCUGAGAGACAGGGAGCGACAGGUGAUUAAAGACAAAUUCAAGGGCUUUAAUGACGGAUUGGAGGAGUUGUGUAAAAUCCAGAAAGGCUGGGCCAUCCCAGAUAAGGAGCAGCGAGACACCAUCCGACAGUCCCAGAAGAAAAUAGUCUCUGAUGCUUACAGAGCUUUCUUGCAGAGAUGCACCAAUAUCUCCUUCACCAAGAACCCUGAGAAGUAUCACAAGUAUCGGCCAGAGGAGGUGGAAGAGAUGAUCGAGAAGCUUUUCGACACGUCUGCCUGAUGCACAGCUCCACCUGUCUUCCUCCCCCCGCUCAGAAAUCCUCCCUCCUUCAGCCCCCUGGCACACCAAUCUCCUCCCUCUUUGAAUCUGAAUGUUUUCUAUCAUCUAUUUAUCUAACUUUGCUUCUCUAAUGUCAUGUCUCUGAUUAAUAAACACUAAAUCAUCCUGGUU